AUGGCGGACACCAAGAUUUUCAGUAAUUUGAGAGUAUUAGUGAUCAAAACGGAUGACAUAUCAUCAGAUGAGUUAAGUAAUAUUAAAAGAACUAUUGAGGAAAAUGGCGCUCUAGACUGUGUUGUUCAUGAACCAAUACGACAAAUCGAUUGUGCCCUUGUUGAGAAAGAACGUUUCAUCUCGCAGUUCCCGGAACAAAUCCAUUGUAUUAUUACCAGGACUGUGGAAUUCAGUUUUUACCGCGUUGCUGCGUUUGAUCUACUGAUACCCAUUGUCAGUCCAGCCUGGAUAGAAGACUGUUUGAAAUUCAAUAGGCUUAUGAGAACGACAUGCUACUCGCCAAAUCCUAUACAUUUUUUGAAAGACUGCUAUGUUUAUGUCUCGAAACAUGCGCUCAAUGAGGUUGAGUAUCCCUUUUAUUGCUCUGUCAUUACGGCAUUUGGCGGGACAUGUAUGGAUUACCUCUCGACUAAAGCCACGCAUAUUGUCACAUGGGACAAGAACGAUGUUGCAAUUAAGGCGAUGCAAAAGUUUCAGAAAUACAGAGUUCAAUAUGUCAUGCCUAACUGGCUAAUUGACUGCCUGGCAGGGCUGGAGUAUGUGAAAGAGGAUGGUUAUCUCAUAGACGUUCAGUGGGACGAUUCACAGUUAAAGAGAAGAUCCGAGGAGUUGUGGGAAAAAACAAUGAGCAACCUGGAUAACUGGAAAAAAACGCUCAACUUUAGGUUAGAAAAGAAGGUUGUGCUGGGGGAUGACCUAGCUUUACCUGGUUCCUGUUACAAAUUUUUUCUAAAUUGGAUCAAACAAUGUUUGGGAUGCCAGAUAACUUUGGUUGCAGAACCCAGCCAAUUGGCUCAGUCUAACGCCGACAUAUACGUUGGGCACUCAGCUUCGAGCGAAAGUGUAAGUAUUGCAAAGGCAAACGGGCUGAUAUGUGCAAAUAUUGCAUGGUUUUUCUAUGUAUGGCAAAUGCAAGAAUUUGUACAUCCUUCUUCAAAACUGCUAUUAUCUCCUUUGAAAAAGCCUGUCUUCACAAAGGAAGAGCUUAGGGCAACAUUCACAAACUACUAUGGAGAACAAAGGUAUUAUAUCCAACAGUUAACAGAAGCACUUGGUGGUAUUUGUACUACUGAGCUAACAAAAAAAAAUAGCCAUUUGAUAUCUGCUAUAGCGUUUGGUAAAAAGUUCAAUGCUGCCAAAGCGUGGGACUGUUGCAUUCCAGUAAACCAUUUGUGGCUUGAAAAGUGUUAUAAACAGGGGGAAAAGCUGGAUCCUAUGCUGCCUGAGUUUCAACAAUUCCCAGUACGUGGUGGAAUCAAAAGUUCAUUGGGACAAAUGGCACUAGAAGAUAUUGCUUCAGUUACUUCACCACUUCUUGAGAAACCACAAAAACCUACCGAGCUAUAUAUGGAUUCUCAAGAAGCCGCAAUAGAAGAACCCAUCGUUAUUCCAGAUAAACUUUCGGAUGUCGAAGACGCUAGUAAGGGUCAAAGCGAACAGCGUAAACUAGAGGAGGUAGAGGCAGAGGCAGAGGCAGAAGUAGAGGCAGAAGCAGAGACAGAAGCAGAGGCAGAGGCAAAGGUAGAGACGAUAGAAGAAAAAACAGAACAACAGGAGGUGGUCAAAGAGUCGACACCAUUCCAGACAAACAAUGGGCCAAAGAAUAUACAAGAUGCAUCUGACUUCAGUAACAACCAUGAGAAUGAGUUUAGUGCUGACAAAAGUAGCAUAGCCACUCCAAUGGCAUCUAGAGAAGCAACAACUCAAUUUAGUAACGAGUCACCUGAUCCUACGUCACAACCACUUACUCCAAUGAGCGAUAGUAUGCGUAAGGCGAAGGCAAAAGCUGCUGAGAAGUUACAUACAGAUAUCGAGUCCUUGAAUGAGUUUCAAAGGAUAAAUAAGCGUAGAAGGUCGCCUGAAAUUCUUCCUGAAGCUAUCCAAGAAUUGAAGAAACAUAAAGCACUUGACUCAAAGGCGGAAGAAUUGGUGUCCUAUUUAAAUAUAUCACACAAACCUUACCGUAUUAAAGCCGUCCUAACCAACUGCCAUGAAAAUAUAUCAGACCUUGAUAUUCUAGUGUUAAGCAAAGUGGGAAUUAUGAUAUAUCCAGAAGUGGAAAGUAACACGAAUACAGUUAUCGCACCGAAGAAGGCCAGAACUGCCAAAUUCUUGAAGAGUUUCAGUUUCAAGCCAUUGAAGUACGCAUUGACUCCAAUGUUUAUCACACAGGUACUCUCUAAUAUAAAGAAGGAAAAACCAAUUGAGUUACAGAUGGGAAAAUAUUUCAUACCCGAUAUCGAUCCCAAGGUACUGGAGAAAACCAAGUUACCAACUAAAGUAUUUGAAAGACAUGGCUUUACUCAUGUUAAUAUCUCAGACGACAUCCCCGGAGGAUGUAAAUUGAUUUCCAGUAUCUUAAAAUGCCAUGGCAUGAAAGAAGUGAAUCCGCUAGGGAAGAAAUUCGAUAUGAAUGAUAUAGUUAAAAAUACAGGUUCUAAGAAGAGUCCAGAUUACGUGCUGAUAGCCAGUAAAGCCUCAAUGGCUAAGAAAUUCAACAAAUGCGUCAAGGAUACGGAUAAAAGCAAUAAAGUUUUCGUAGUGGAAUGGAAUUGGUGUGUGAAGAGCAUUUUCAACUUGGAUAUCGACAUAGAAGAUCAUGAAUAUGUCAUUUAUAAUAAGUAA
Molecule: messenger RNA, 2685 nt
Organism: Kluyveromyces marxianus DMKU3-1042
Lineage: Eukaryota; Fungi; Ascomycota; Saccharomycetes; Saccharomycetales; Saccharomycetaceae
Gene: RTT107
Product: Ty1 transposition protein 107 regulator
Exons: 1
Coding region: 1-2685 (894 amino acids)
Biological process (GO): double-strand break repair; DNA double-strand break attachment to nuclear envelope
Cellular component (GO): nucleus; Cul8-RING ubiquitin ligase complex
Source: RefSeq, a predicted model, not a curated record